Molecule: messenger RNA, 1152 nt
Organism: Drosophila ficusphila
Lineage: Eukaryota; Metazoa; Arthropoda; Insecta; Diptera; Drosophilidae
Product: formin-like protein 16
Exons: 1
Coding region: 1-1152 (383 amino acids)
Source: RefSeq, a predicted model, not a curated record
AUGCGCAAGCGCAAGGUCGGCGCGGAAGGCCGCGGCCGACGGCAACAGCCAGGGGCGAAAUGGAGGCGUCGGCGCUCGUCGUCGGCACUCCAGCUACUGGCGUCGCCGUUAGUGUCGCGGUCCCCGUCGCCGUUAGUGUCGCGGUCCCCGUCGCCGGCCUGGCGCGAGGUGUCGGAGAGGGAGAUGUCCUUCGACGAGGAGGUCGACGGCGGCCCCACCGGCGAGAUGGAGACGGUGGAGUUGUCGUCGACGGAAGACGAAAGCGACGGAGGUGAGACGGUGACCCCCGUGGUCUCCUCUGAUGAGGAGGGCACCCGGUGGGCCAACCAGGCCCGGAGGGGUUACCGUCAGGUAAGGCGGGUCGUGGAUGACGAAGGGUAUAUCCCGUUCGGGUCGGCGGCCUCGACGGAGAGGCCGGAGAAUGAGGAGGUCAUCGAGGCCCGCCGACGAGCGACGAUCGACAGGUUGGUGGAGCGGCAGGUGGAGUGGAUGGCUGCCGUGAGGGAAUGGAGGAGAAGACUGCAGCAAGCGGAGGACGAGGAGGCCGCGUUGUGGACACCGGCAGCGCCCUCGCAGCCGCCGUUGCCACCCACAUCGCCACCGAGGACGCCGCCACCACCACCGCCGCCACCAAGGACACCAACACCACCACCUCCGCCGCCACCAAGGACACCACCGCCGCCGUCGAUGAAAGGGACACGGCCGAGGACGCCAACACCACCGCCGCCGAGGAGGCAGACACCGCCACCAGCACCACCGCCGAGGAAGAGGACGCCGCCAAGGACGCCCACGCCGCCGAGGAGGCCGACGCCACCGUCGCAGCCACCGCUGCCGCUCGAGUCGCCGCCGAGGACGCUGCCGCUCGAGUCGCCGCCGCCACCACCGCCGCCACGUCCACGGCUGCAGAGGCAGUCAUCGUGCCCGGUGGCAGCACCGCCAAGACGACCGAUCCUGAUGCGGGGAUUCUCCCAGGAGGCAACCUGGGCAGAGGUCCCCGAAGACACGUGGCCGGACACGGUGCGCGCGGAGGCGGAGCGGCAGCGCCGUCGAGGGAGGACCCAGCGGUGGGCGAGAUUGAUGGGUGUGGAGGGGGUCCGCUACCGGGUAAAGGUAGCGGGCGGGGCUGUGCGGGUGUACAAGGCCUUUAAAUAA